AUGGACCCUCAGGACAGUGACGAAAAGGACGAUUGCGAGGAAUCCUCGAGGACCACGGGAUCGUGUGCUGGCAUAACCGAUCGACGAACCAUUUUGAUUCGUGGCCUACCCGAUCGAGUCACCCAUAAAGAUCUCGUCGAAAACAUGCGAGGCGGCGCCCUGCUACAUAUUUACCUUCGAGCCCGUGAACGCACCGCCAGCAUCUCGUUCGUUGAAGAGGCCGACGCCCAAGGUUUUUAUCAACAUGUGAAAGAUUACGGUUUUUAUGUAGCCGGCAAACGAGUGGAGGUCCUGUGGAAUGACCGCCAGUUCUAUAUGCCUCCCUUUGUUAGGGCCAAAAUCAACAACGGAGCGUCGAGAAACAUCAUGCUCUUCAACGUGAACCCCAAUAUCACUGAGGGGCUCAUUCGCAAGGAUCUCGACCAUAUCCAUAACCUUAUUGUGGUGGCGGUUAAGUUCAAGAAUGGGAACGCCUAUAUCUCCACCAACUCCGUUCACAACGCCCUGUUUGCCCGGUCCUGCAUGAUGUCACGUCUCACUUACAAGGGCAUGAGGAUCGGAUUUUAUCCCGACGAAUGCAACCAGCCACUGGUCAAGAUUCCUACAGCACCAAAAAAGGACGCACAAGCCGGGGUCAAGAAGCCGGCCUCGAUUCCCAACCGAUUCCAGCUCCUGUCCCUCGAUGGGGGUGAUGAGGAGGAUAGUGAUGGCAGUGAAGGACUGAACGGUACUCCCUUGGGCAGUGGUAUCCGCUGGGCAGACAACAGAGUAUUGGCUUAG
Molecule: messenger RNA, 780 nt
Organism: Aspergillus melleus
Lineage: Eukaryota; Fungi; Ascomycota; Eurotiomycetes; Eurotiales; Aspergillaceae
Product: RNA-binding protein
Exons: 2
Coding region: 1-780 (259 amino acids)
Molecular function (GO): nucleic acid binding
Source: RefSeq, a predicted model, not a curated record